AUGGUUGUUAAUGCCUUUGCUAUGAUGUAUUCUAUUGAAGAGAUUAAUAAUUCCACUCUCUUGCCUGGGAUUAAAUUGGGUUAUGCAAUCUAUGACUCGUGCUCUGAUGUCUCCAAAGCCAUUCAGUCAACAAUAAAACUAUUUCCAGAAUUGAACUUACUGUACAACCCUCCAAAAUGCAGCUCCGAAAUAAUGCCUACUGUGAAAGCAGUCGUUGGAGAAAUCAAUUCAGAAAUUUCUAUUGCAAUUUCUCGCAUUCUCAGUCUUCACUCUAUACCUCAG
Messenger RNA from Pelobates cultripes (western spadefoot toad), 282 nucleotides. Lineage: Eukaryota; Metazoa; Chordata; Amphibia; Anura; Pelobatidae. The record is from the annotation of a GenBank genome assembly.